This is a messenger RNA of Caenorhabditis remanei, 1221 nucleotides long. RefSeq lists its product as uncharacterized. NCBI's taxonomy places the organism in Eukaryota, Metazoa, Nematoda, Chromadorea, Rhabditida, Rhabditidae. Bases 1 to 1221 code for a protein of 406 amino acids. The record is from RefSeq and is a predicted model, not a curated record. The transcript has 6 exons.
AUGGGAAACGAUCAUAGCAAGAAGAAAUCGCACUCGGAAUCGAAAAAUGAGUUGGAAACCCCGGAAAACCAGUCAAAUCCCCAGUUGGAUGAGUAUUUUUCCCGGAUUUCCGAUGGAAAAGACGAAAUUUCCUCGGAAAAAUUGAUUCGUCUUUUUGACCAAGAUCUAGGUGAAAGUCUACUCAAUUAUUUUGCCGGCUCGAAAACCGAAAAAUACAUCACAAGGCAACAGUUUCAGCAGAAGUUUACACCGUUGUAUGGCACUUCGACUGAUAUUUAUGUGAAAAUCCUGCAACCCGUCUACCACUUCAUCAAAGUGUGCUCCGAUUCGGCAGGUGCCUCCGCCAUUCAAGGAGAUGAGCAAUUUAUCAAGAAUCUAGUUGAAAAUAUGACUUGCGGGAAGAAGGGCGACGAGGCGACUCAAUCGAUAAUGAGUUGGCGGCGGGAGUACUGUGAGAAGUUCACACAGGCGGUCCAGAAUCGAGUGGUGUCGGCGGUGACGGGGAAUAAGAUUCCCAAUCCGGACUACGCCUCCGACAUUCUCACGCCACUCCAAAUGUGGUUUGUACAAUCAUCGCUGCCCAACUUCUACUUUCCCGGAAAACCAUCGGAAACACCUGGAGACGGUCACUGGACACCUUUGUACACCUCACUUCAACACGGAAUAAGUACAAAUCGAUUCGAGACGAUGGUAUUCGAUUACCGCGGUCCUACUGUAACAAUAUUCCGGUUGAAAGAUGGUCGGGUAGUGGUGUUGGCGACGGAUCAGGAGUGGAGACACUCUGGCAGUCGUUUCGGCGGCCCAUUCACAUCAUUCUUCGAAAUAUCACCGAGAAUUCGUCGUAUCGAUGAGGCGAACUCGAUUUAUUGUAAUCUGAAAAUACGAACGGCCGCCUACGGGUUGUCGUUCAACACGAGUGAACUCAAAAUCGGAAAAGAUUUUGAUGAGGUACUCGAUAUCGAGGUCUGGGGAUGCGCCGGUGCUGGAACACUCGCAGAACAGCAGAAGUUGAAGAAUUGGCAGAAGCAGCAGGCCGAAAAACACAAGAAAGUGCCACUACCAGGAAAUUGGGAUGACAAUCCGGACAAGACACUCCUCGAAAUGGCCGGAUUCAAGUUCUCCAACGAACGUGCCGCAAUGGAAAUGGAGGCGAAACGGCAGGAACAGAUUGAGAAUAAUAAUGCGAGUCAAUCGGAUAAGAGCCAGCUGUCGGAGAAGUGA